Prunus armeniaca (apricot) is the source of this 294-nucleotide messenger RNA. The record is from the annotation of a GenBank genome assembly. NCBI's taxonomy places the organism in Eukaryota, Viridiplantae, Streptophyta, Magnoliopsida, Rosales, Rosaceae.
AUGGUGACAGGAGUGAUGUCUAUUGAAGAACAACUGGCCCAUAUGAGCGAAGUGGUCACGAAGCUGACGAAGAUGGUCGAAGAGAAAGAUGCCCAUAUUGCUUCUCUCAUCAACAAGUGGGAGGCAUAUCAGGAUAAGGAGCUUGGUCAAGACGUACACAAGAAAGGACCACAUCAUGAAGCUGAAUUCAGCAAGAAAGCAUCGGGUCAUGAAACGGAGUUGGUGAGAAGUUACACGAAAAAGGCAACGCCGCCUCGGUGGGUUCUUUAUCAGUCCAACAAUUGCAGGACAUGA